CCAUAGCUGCAGUCACUAAUCGUGUCUGAUUUUUCUUUUCUAACGUGCUUUUCUGAAUUAUGUAAACCCUUGAACAAGUGCCUGUUUCUAGAAAUUCACCACCCUGCAACCCAUCGAAAUAACAAUGCUGGGUCCUAUUUUCAUUAUCAAAUAGUAACUUUUGAAAAGUGUCCUUUAAAACUAAUAACGUGAACGCUUCAACAGGAGUGAAAAAUUAUCUACUAGUGGCAAUGGCUCAACAUGUGUUCACCUUAAUUCAAAUUGGUUUACUUCUAACCACGCUUCAGUUCAGGUGUGCACUUACUGAUGAAAGUUAUUAUGGCAAAAACCAGUCAUCGAUUGCAAAAAUACCAUCAAAUGGAAGCAACACCGUACAGGCAGACUUCGAGCUGGUUGCUUCAGAAUUGAAUAAUGGUGUUCAGAAUUCUACCAGUGGCAGAGGAUCAGCACAAACCAUAGAGCAACAUUAUGUUUCGAAAUUAGAUAUGUUGAUGAAACCCGACCAAAUUGACAAAGAUGAUGUUAUCGGCGAAUCAUUUCGGGUAAAUCCAUUGGACAUCAACGGUACGCGGAACCUGUUUCUAGAGCAAAAUUUUCCAACAACUUUGCAUGGUUCUUCUAAUAAUAUUGAGCUGAAUGGUGAAAACAACAUGGUCACUAAUGGCGGAUCGAAAGGUGCAGGAGACUCGAAAGCUGCUGGACAUAUUUAUCAAGUGCAUAAUGCAAAGUCCCUCAGAGGCAGAUCGGGAGCUCUGAAAAGCACAGCUGGUGGAGAUAAUGAAACCGAUAGUUCUGAAAACGUUUUCCACGUUUUCACCGGAAUGUAUGAUCAUUUUCAUUGGAAUGUAUCAGCCAUAAAACCACAUCUCAGCUAUGAUUGCGCCAUUGAUAUGGACAUUUACUUGCAACAACUGACUGCGCGUGCCGUUUGGGCAUUAAAAGCGAGCGAUUCAUCUGGCCGGUACGGCGGACAGGCAUUUUUCGGUAACGAUUUUUGGCUUGGUUCGAAGUCAUUUUGUGAAGAAGUCAAUCAACAGAAUGCCAUUAACAACGGCUCGGAAAACUUCAUCGAGAUGAUAUUUUUUGUGGCCACCAUCAGGAUGAAGCUAAGCGACAUAAUGCCUGAGCCUACCAUAUUGCAAAUUGGACAAUGCCUACCCAAAUCGUGUUCUGUUAAUGAUGUGUAUAAAAUAUUACAAGAAGAUCGUAAUUCAAAAAUAAUAAACAACAUGAAAAUGUGCAACAGUAGCUCUGUGAAUUGCAACAAGUUGGAGAUAGUCAAUCUUCGCACAGUUCCUGGCAGUUACAGCUUGCUACAAGAUCCGAGAUUCUUUUUGUUAAGCGUAGCCUUGAUUGUAGUCACUGCGACAGUGGUAUUUGCUACAUAUUAUGAGCGAACAUUAAUGUGUAAAGUUUUGAACCAAGGCAAGAAAACUGCUGUAGUACAACCUAGUGAUGAUAAAUUAAAUGGUUUGGAAAAGCUGUUCGACUCUGACAACAAAACUAUUGAAUUGAAUUCUGUUCAUGGGAACAACAAUGUGCCGUCCGAAAAAAGUAGCAGGAACAUCGAAUCGUCCUCGAAAAGCAAAAUGAUUUGUAAACUUUCUGAAAUUCUCCUAUGUUUCGCUGCUGGACCGAACUCGAGAACAAUUCUAUCGGUCGACACUUCAAGCAAGGAUUCUAUUACUUGCGUUCACGGACUCCGGUUGUAUUCUCUACUGUGGACCAUAAUGGUGCACACAUAUUUACAGCUGUUUGCAGUUGGUGAGAACAGGUUCAACAGGAAAAUAACGGAGCGUUCAUUCGGAUAUCAGGUCGUAGGGAAUGCCACAUUUUCGGUCGACACCUUUUUCUUCAUUAGUGGUGCUCUGAUAGUUGUACUGUAUUACCGUUCGUGGAAAAAUGAUAAUAAUGCAAGCACAAACAACGGAAAAUCACAUUCGACAACAAGGGCGCUCAUCCCGAAGAUGAACAAAAUCACAUUGUCAGUUUUGUAUCGAUUUCUGCGGCUUACUCCAGCGUAUCUUUUUGUUAUAAUUUUAAAUGAACUGGCUUUAAAAUGGACCUACGAAAAAUCAGUCUUCACCCCAGGAAUCAUCGAUCACAUCACUUGUAAUAAGUUUUGGUGGAGAAAUAUUCUUUACAUCAAUAAUUGGUAUCCGUUCAGCGAAAUGUGCAUGGUUUGGUCGUGGUAUUUGGCAAACGAUAUGCAGUUUUACAUUAUUGCAAUUACCAUUCUAGUGUUUUGCUCUAGGCGAAUCAAGCUGUCGGCUGCCAUACUAGGAAUGUUGGUCCUUGUUUCCUGGAUUAUAUCUAUUCAUUUAUCAAUUCACUUCAAUUAUACCUACAAAGUGGCUGAGCCAUUUGAGUCGUUUGAUAUUUUAUACGACAAACCAUGGCAAAGGAUUACUCCGUAUAUUAUGGGCAUGCUUACAGGAUACAUCUAUCACUUCAAGAAAAAACCUCCAAAGAUUAUGCCGGCACUGAAUGGUCUUCUAUGGUUCAUCUCGGUGGCCAUACUGUUUGCAUUGGUAUUCGGAGUAUGGAAUGGUCAAUUAUCUGUACCGGCAACAGCGCUCUAUGUGAGCUUAGGGCAUACGGCAUGGGGUGCAGCACUCAUAUGGAUCACGCUGUCUUGCUGCUGGGGUUACGCACCUGCUGUAAAUAGUUUUCUAUCUUACCGUGGUGUUUACCCACUGAGUAGGUUAUCCUACUGCGCCUAUUUGUUACACCCAAUGAUCAUGAUGGCCACUUCUUUUCAAAUGGAGGCACCUAUUCAUUUGCAGCAUGUUAUGGUGAUUACAGUAUUCUUCGGAAAUGCCGUGCUAUCAUUCAUCUUGUCAUACUUUGUGUCUUUAGCGUUCGAAGCACCUGUGAUAAAUUUACUAAAGUUAGCAUUCAAAAAAUGAUCGAAGAACGAUAUUCAUAGUCUUAUACCAAUCACUGUUGUGCGAUAAUUUCAUAUAUUUGGUUAAUUGUUAAGCUUUAUGUGGAUUGUUUCUUUUCUACUAUCGAAGCUAUAAGCUAAAAUUUAGCACUUGAAAAAAACAAAGGUCAUUUACAAUCCAAUCAAUCACUAAGAAAGCCAGCUUAAGAAUAGCAACAUCGUGAAGGGUUGAUCGAUGUGACAAUAUUUCUCAGACCAACUGAAGAAACAUAAACUGGAUUCCUGUUGCCGCUGAAGACUGAUUUUCAAACACAUUUGUGCAUUGCUACGAACUGAUUUCUGAUAGCUUAUCCAGUAACUUUUUUCUAAUUAAAAAUGCUUUUAAAUA
This is a messenger RNA of Uranotaenia lowii, 3275 nucleotides long. Its product is annotated as nose resistant to fluoxetine protein 6. Gene Ontology annotation, molecular function: acyltransferase activity, transferring groups other than amino-acyl groups. The record is from RefSeq and is a predicted model, not a curated record. The coding region runs from base 231 to 2909 and encodes 892 amino acids. Lineage: Eukaryota; Metazoa; Arthropoda; Insecta; Diptera; Culicidae. The transcript is spliced from 12 exons.